GCCCCGGCCGGGCACGAGCGGACGCCCCGCCCUGGCCGCGCACGAGCAGACGCAGCCAUGGCCGAGUCCGAGCGAGAGCUGGUUGCGCGGCGCAUCCGCAGCUUCCCGGACUUCCCCAUCCAGGGCGUGCUGUUCAGGGACAUCGCGCCCGUCCUGAAGGACCCCGACUCCUUCCGCGCCUGCAUCAGCCUCCUGGCCAGUCACCUGAAAAAAACCCACGGCUCCAAGAUCGACUACAUCGCCGGCCUAGACUCCCGAGGCUUCUUGUUUGGCCCCUCCCUGGCCCAGGAGCUUGGUGUGGGCUGCGUGCUCAUCCGAAAGCAAGGGAAGCUGCCAGGUCCCACCGUGUCCGCCUCCUACACACUGGAAUACGGGAAGGCUGAGCUGGAAAUCCAGAAAGAUGCCGUGGAGCCAGGCCAGAAGGUGGUCAUCGUGGAUGAUCUGCUGGCCACUGGUGGAACCAUGCGGGCAGCCUGUGAGCUGCUGGGCCAGCUGGGGGCUGAGGUGCUGGAGUGCGUGAGCCUGGUGGAGCUGACCUCGCUGAAGGGCAGGGAGAGGCUGGGGGCAGUGCCCUUCUUCUCUGUUGUGCAGUAUGAGUGAUCCCACGCCCC
Messenger RNA from Ceratotherium simum simum (southern white rhinoceros), 611 nucleotides. It is a transcript of the gene APRT, whose product is annotated as adenine phosphoribosyltransferase. Gene Ontology annotation, biological process: AMP salvage; adenine salvage. Gene Ontology annotation, cellular component: cytoplasm. The record is from RefSeq and is a predicted model, not a curated record. Gene Ontology annotation, molecular function: AMP binding; adenine phosphoribosyltransferase activity; adenine binding. NCBI's taxonomy places the organism in Eukaryota, Metazoa, Chordata, Mammalia, Perissodactyla, Rhinocerotidae.